AUGCAAGAUCCACACGAGGUCGAGAUGGCGUCGGAAGCUCCGAGCGGUCUCGCAGUUGCUGGCGAGGUCAUGCCGGAAGCAUCCACUUCGGCUCUUCCGGCUUCGAGCACAACCGAGCAUGCGACUGUGACGUCGCAAGAGCCGCUGUAUGAUGCGCUGCACGAGGCCAAGCAGAGCCUGGACAGCCAAACGAAAGCGGCUGCGCACAUCCAUCCUCUGAACGCAACAACCCAGUCACUCUACUCGGCAUCGAGCGCAGACGGCCGGCUGUCCCGAGACGAUUACCGGCAGCUCAUCUCUCAGAUCCGUCGCUCUGUCUCGCAGUUUGCAGCCACCACUCCAGCGCUCAAAGCACCCGCAUCAGCGCCCUCGGAUGUGUCGCAACCCAACGAUGCGGCGGCUGCAAACCAGCUGCGUCGGUACAUCUCUCUCUUGGCCGAAACAUCUACGCACACCACGGCGCUUGCACACUCUAUUGCUCCGUUCAAGGCUCAACGAGACCCGGCUUCUUCGACCAAUGGCCUGCUCGGCUCCUCCCUCGCCUUCCCUCCGUCACUUCAAGCUGGCACCUUUCGUAAGGGCGAAUCUGCCGCUCCACCUUCGAGCUGGACCGACGCCCUGCAGACUCUUGAGGCCCUGUGCAGCACGCUAGAGCACACAGCGAGCAAGCUCGGCCUCGAAACCUUCUCCGACCCGGCCCCGGAAGUGGCAGAUGAGCCUACAGCAUCGGGCUCGACAGGUGUGCUGACACGCACGCUGACUCUCGGAGCCAAGAUCCUCGUCAUCGAUGUCGAAUUCCUCCUCGAAGGCAGCAGCUCGGCUGCGAGCCUCCGCCCAAGGAUCAAGUUGAAAUUGUCGUAUGCUACCGACUCUGCGGAUUCACAACACGUGCGUGAUCCUCGUUUGGGAUUGGUUUUGGAGACUGACAUCCAGAAGAUCGCGGACAAGCUGUUCGGCAACGACGGACCGGGCGCGAUCGAACAAGACCGCACUGCGGUUGCUCAAGCGCUAGCGAAAUGGACCACCAACCUCACCGACCUUCUCGCACUGGACGCCCUUGAGGCUAGAGCUACCGAGGCUUCGGCCGACCGGGCAAGGAGCACUGAUCUCUUCGCUGCCAUGCAGGAUUUCUGCUCGGCUGUGGUGCGAGUAUCCGAAGCGGAAUCUUCGUCUUCUAACCCGGACGCCGUUCUCGAUCGUGGACAUGGACUCCACCAGCUCCACGCCGACAAGCCAUUCCUCCACACCGUCUUCGCCCGAGACGCCACGUCAGGACAGGAAUACACGCUCUCACUGGGAGUGCAGGCGCUUGAUCUCCCUUCGGCCGAUUCCGGCCACGCCAGGUCUGUCCAGCCUUCUUUUUCUCUGACACCGCAGGCAGAGGAGCUCUUGCUCUCGUCAUCGGCCAAGGACCCGGCGACCUCGCUAGGCUCCGUCCCUUCGCCUGCAAAUGCCGAGAAGCGUGUUCCAUUGCACUUUGUCGUGCGCCUUUCUCCGCCCGUCGUCGUCACUCGACCCACCGCAGCCAAGUUGGCCACGAUUUGCAACCUCAAAGAGACCACGCCUAGUGGCAACACUGCCGCUGCUCCUGCCAUCGCAUCUGCAGGCGCAACCUGGUUCGAAGACGUUCUCGCUUCCUCUUGGGCCGAAAGACUAAAACAGUCCCCGAUGCAAGACGACGAAAAGCCCAGACGAUGCAUCUUUACGCUAGCCCAGACGGUCGAGAGUGUCCGCAGCGCUCAGUCGCAAGGUCUUGUUGUCGACUCGUUGCCGCUUUUGACUUCGACAAACGCAGCCGGUGAUGGCACCGACGGAACCGGUGUCGCAAGCCAAGCAACAUCGACGCUAGCCAGACUCUUUGCCGCCAUCGAGAUAUUGAGGGACGAAGUCAAGGUGACCGAGCUCAUGCACGCAGCCGUGGCCACGAAGCCGGACGAGCCGGCGCAGGCCGAUGCGAAAGCGAACGGGUCCGCCGAGCUGUCCCUCGACGACCUGCUGGGUUCCGCCACCGGCUCCACCCCGACGCGCAUCCCGGUCACCCUUGCAUUCCGCGUCCCAAUAGCCAACGCUGCGGAAGAGGCGCGGCAAACGCUCAGCUUGCAACUGGCAUUCCGCACGCCGACCGACGAUGGAAGCACGGUUAACUUUGAUGCGUCCAUCUCGCCCUCAAAAGCAUCCGCUGGUUGCGGAUGGCUGCUCGAGGCGGACGCCAACGCGUCAUCUGCAGGACAGGCGUCUGUUAAGGGUGCUCGUCUCGAAAGUGCGUCGGAUGAGGCUCAGGCGAUCGCUGCCGGGCUCUCGGGCCUGGACUCGCUCGAAAAAGUGGUGCUCGGCCUCGCCGGCUGGGCCGAAAAGCAGCUGGGGGUGCGCAUCACCAAGCCUGAGCCAACAGCGCCGUCGGGGCAGGCAGCCUUUGACCCGCUCUCUUACGAGCAGCAGAACGUCCAUGCAAUCUACGAAACGAUUGCGCCCCACUUCUCAAGCACGCGGUACAAGCCGUGGCCGCUCGUCCCGGCGUUCCUCUGCACUGUGCCUGCAGGCAGCUUGGGUGCCGAUCUCGGCUGUGGCAACGGCAAGUACCUUCCCCUUCGCUCGACGCUCGGCCUGACGGCAUCCUCUUCGACGGAGGACCAGGAAGGUAAUAGCCUACUCACUGUCGGAGUCGAUCGCUCGUCGAAUCUGGUCGGACUGGCCCGCGACAACUUUGGCAUGCUAGAGGGCAGCCGUGCGCAGGAGUCAAGCGAGGCCAAGGGCACAAGACGCCAAGAGGUUGCUGUUGGAGAUGCCAUCCAGUCAUCGCUGCGAACAGGUCUAUUCGACUAUGCGAUCAGCAUCGCCACAAUACACCAUUUCUCCACCUGGGAGCGAAGACGCGCGUCGGUGCAAGAGCUUAUUCGCAUCAUUGCCCCCGUUGCUGCCGACAGCCACGCUGAUGCGAGUGCAGAAGACGCGAAAGAAGUCGAUUCUCGCCUGCACGGAAGCUACGGCCGCGGGCGCUUCAUGAUCUUUGUUUGGGCGCUUGAGCAGAAGGACGAAGGCAAGCGCCAAUUCGAGGCGCCGAAUCCCGAAUCGCUCAAGAGCCGGCCAGAGAUCCACGACCCGCUGCGGAACAAGGCCAAGGAGCGUCUGGUCUCGUACAGCGGUCUACAGGCGAGUGCGCAGCCGUGCGAGCCGGUUCCACACGCAGACGAAGCGGAAGCGUCAGCAGACCAAGUGCGCGUGACUGACGACCAGGAUGUGCUGGUGCCGUGGGUGCUCACCACGCCGGGGCAGAAGGCGAGCAAGAAGCCCAAAGCUCCUCGCGCUUCCAAAGCCAAGACUCGGAAAGACGGUGCGGCUGCAGGUGUCGACACGCGCAGCCUCGAAUCGCGCGUGUCCGAGCUUAGCGUCGGAGAUAGCUCGACGAGCACAGAGCAGCCUGCGAAGGAGGCUGACGAAUCACGGCCCGUGUACAACCGAUACUACCACAUGUUCCGCGCUGGCGAGUUGGAAAGGCUCGUUGCGGAUGCUGCGGAAUCCAUGCCCGCUGUGCACCGGAAAGAUUCCCAGCCACGCACCAUCCGCGUCCUCCGCGAGGCCGGUGGGUGGGAACGAGGAAAUUGGUGGGGGGUUUGGCGGGUCCAGUGGGCCGAAUGA
Messenger RNA from Moesziomyces antarcticus, 3636 nucleotides. Its product is annotated as s-adenosyl-L-methionine-dependent methyltransferase. Gene Ontology annotation, cellular component: cytoplasm; nucleus. The record is from RefSeq and is a predicted model, not a curated record. Gene Ontology annotation, molecular function: tRNA binding. NCBI's taxonomy places the organism in Eukaryota, Fungi, Basidiomycota, Ustilaginomycetes, Ustilaginales, Ustilaginaceae. Gene Ontology annotation, biological process: tRNA wobble uridine modification. Bases 1 to 3636 code for a protein of 1211 amino acids. The transcript has 2 exons.